Bursaphelenchus okinawaensis is the source of this 592-nucleotide messenger RNA. The record is from the annotation of a GenBank genome assembly. Lineage: Eukaryota; Metazoa; Nematoda; Chromadorea; Rhabditida; Aphelenchoididae.
AUGGUGCUGUGUUCUAUGGUGGUGUUUUUGAAUGAAGUAAUACUAACUGCUUCUCAGGUAUGUUACCUCUAUAUGUUCAUCUACUUACAUCUUAAUGAAGGGCGAUAGUAUUAUACGUAGUACACGGGCUUUGUCAAACAAAUUACUGUAUCAUAUACUAUAAGUACUGUACUAGUAUAAUAGUAAUUGUACUACAGAUAGUGCGGUACUAAUCGUACUAAAAAUACUAUAAGUACAGUACGAUAGGUACUGCUCUGAACAUCUUGCAGUUUUCAUUGUAUAUGGUAGUAAAACAACCGUACUAUCAGUACUUAAGUAACAAGUUACAGUACUGUCAAUCUCUCAGUAUUAUCAGCAUCUCAGUACCAAGUUACAGUAAUCUUUUCAGUUAUUCUUCCAACGAAACAUAUUCGAAAUGGUAUUAACUAUGCGGGUGAUAAUACCCUUUAUAUUCGACAUUCAUAGUCUUAUGCCUGGGUUGAUAAUCGUAUGUACUGUACCACAACUACGACAAAUCACAUUUGGAGGAAUCUUUGAUGCCGGUGACAAUACGAAAACAAUAUUUGUUUCUACUGUUUCUUUGAAACAAUAA